This is a messenger RNA of Saprolegnia diclina VS20, 1395 nucleotides long. RefSeq lists its product as hypothetical. Gene Ontology annotation, cellular component: membrane. NCBI's taxonomy places the organism in Eukaryota, Oomycota, Saprolegniomycetes, Saprolegniales, Saprolegniaceae. Bases 87 to 1310 code for a protein of 407 amino acids. Gene Ontology annotation, biological process: magnesium ion transport. Gene Ontology annotation, molecular function: magnesium ion transmembrane transporter activity. The transcript has 10 exons. The record is from RefSeq and is a predicted model, not a curated record.
GCGGGAGGACGCUAUCGUUCGCGCAGAAAGGCCAGGAUUUGGCCGUUAUUUGCGCCCUUUCGACCGAAAGAUCGUUUUCACGGUGGAUGGCGACGCCGGGUCUCGCCCCGAUGCGCGACGACGUGGGCCUUCCGCUCGACACGACGCUCUUUGACGCGGCGAACCUCGUCGGUCUCGGCAUCACGAUCGCUGCGGCCGUCAUCUCCAACUGCGGCGUCCAGCUGCAAAAGCUCGCGCACGCCUCCUCGGACGACACUGGCGCGUACUUUGGCCAGCGGCAAUGGGUGCUUGGCCUCGCGCUUGUCGUGCUCGGCUCGGUUGGUGACUUUGAGGCACUGAGCUUUGCCACGCAGUCGCUGGUCGCGACCGUCGGCGGCGGCACGACCGUCGUCACCAACGUCCUCUUCUCAACCUACUGGCAUGGCGAGAGCUUGACGGUCCGCGACGCGUACGGCACGAUCUGCAUCCUCCUCGGCGUUGUGCUCAUCGCGAUCUCAUCACCGCAAGACGAGCAGUACAACGUUGACCAACUCGUGCGCCGGUUCGAAUCGCCGGUCGUGGUCGCCUAUUUGGUGGCCCUCGGCGGUCUCAUCGGCUACCUCCUCGUCCUCAUCGAGUCGGAAGGGUCGACUGUCUCGACGACCCAGAACCGGGUGCUAUGGACCGGCCGGAGUCAAAGCCGCCUUCGUCGCUUUCUUCGCUGCAGUGACGAGACGUGUUCCAAUAUUGAGCCGACGCUGUACGCGACGGUCUCGGGGAUCAUGGGCUCGAUUUCGAUGCUGCUGGGCAAGUGCGCGUCCGAGAUGGUCAAGACGAGUCUCGACGGCCCGUCCCAGUUUACGCACCCGACGACCUUUUGCUUCUUUGGCGGCAUGCUCGGGACUGUCCUCCUCCAGAUCCACUGGUUCAACCAAGCGCUCAUGCGCGGCGACAUUGCCGUCGUCUUUCCCAUCUUUCAAGUGUUUUGGAUCGCGUUUGGUGUCGUCGGCGGCAUGGUGUUUUAUAACGAUUUGUCGCGGCUCGAGUUUUUCCAGAGCAUUUCGUUUUUACUUGCGUUUGCUUGUAUUCUCGUCGGUGUCUAUUACCUUGCCCAGCACGAACCUCAAAAACCUCUUCUCUCCAAAACGCCGCUGCUCGACCACGAGGGUGACGUCGCCUCCGUCGACAGCAGCUUUUACCUCGAGCAAGCGACCCAAGUCCUUUUGGAGCCCACGCCGCGUCGAGACCAGGACGGCCAUCGGGACACGCCCGAGAUGCUCAACGACCUCCGACGACCGUACCGUCCGCCGGCCUUGCUGCGAUCGCUCUAGUUGCAUCCGAAAAAUCUAUAUAGGAUACCAUCUCUGUCAUAAUCUCUGAAUCGACUCGAAGAACCAGAAUCGAGAUCAGAAACCA